Sinocyclocheilus grahami is the source of this 1699-nucleotide messenger RNA. Its product is annotated as protein phosphatase 1 regulatory subunit 14A-like. The record is from RefSeq and is a predicted model, not a curated record. The transcript has 4 exons. Gene Ontology annotation, cellular component: cytoplasm. Gene Ontology annotation, biological process: regulation of phosphorylation. Lineage: Eukaryota; Metazoa; Chordata; Actinopteri; Cypriniformes; Cyprinidae. Gene Ontology annotation, molecular function: protein serine/threonine phosphatase inhibitor activity. Bases 82 to 561 code for a protein of 159 amino acids.
AGCUCUAGGACCCUGCGGCCCGCCGCUCUCUGGUGCCGGAGCAGCGCACCUACUCCGCCAGACUCUUGAUCAAUUAUUUGCAUGCAAGUGUCCAUCCGGAGGGUCAGUCUGGAGAUGGCUGCGAAUCGGAUGGGGAGGCGCUAUAACAAUAAGAUCCACUCACCGAACCGAGGCACCAGCCGGGAAGCUGGACUGAGUGUGCAGAAGAGACAAGCACGAGUCACAGUAAAAUAUAACAGAAAGGAACUCCAGAGGCGCCUGGAUGUGGAAAAGUGGAUAGAUUGUGGACUUGACGAGCUGUAUUUGGGAAGGGAAGAGGAUAUGCCAGAAGAAGUGAACAUUGACGAGCUACUAGAUCUACAAAGUGAUGAAGAAAGGACGCAGAAGCUUAAGGACAUUCUUCAUACCUGUGGAAACAACACAGAAGUCUUCAUCACAGAAUUGGUGAAUAAACUUCAUGGUUUGCAGAAACAAGAAGAUCUUCACAACAAUGGGAUUGAACAUCCCCAGCUUCACAUCUUCCCUGAUUGCCAGGGCUCUCCUGACACUGAGAGAAAUUGAGCACCUGCUCAAACAUCUACAUCUCUUCAGUCUCCUGUAUUAAAAACGCUUCAUAUCAACGCAUCAGCAGCACAUGUUGCUGUCUUUAAUUUGUCAAGUAACAAAAAAGAAAAAGAAAAAAGAAAGAAAAACCCUAUAAACAUAUUUAUGUAAAAAUCUUGAGUGACUAACCACUGCAUGGACCUAUGACAAGUUGUCUUUAUAAUUUUUUAAUUUUAAACAAUUAUAAAUUUGUCUGUAAUGGUUUGUUACUGUAGAAGUGAUUUCACAUAAUGAACGUGUAUUUGUUUAUUUAAAUAAUUAUUUCUACCUGAUCCCUUAAAAUUGCUUUCAUUGGUAUAGCCCAAUAUAGUCAGGUUUAUUUGGUAAUAUAAAAAAAACUUAUUUGGCUUUAAUAAAAAGUUAAUUUAGUGAAUGUUUAGGUCACCUGAGAAAACAAUAUGUUCAGUGCAUAACAGCCAUUUUAAAGAGUUUUUCCUUUGAAAGACUGACCCAUGUAAAGGAUUUUUCUCAUGAAAUUUGAUUUUUUUUUUAAUUUUGCUGAACCAACGAGUUUUUCCACAAAUGGACCAAAGAUUUUUGCAAGGUGCUUUUUCGAUUUCAAAUCAGUUACAGUAAUUCCCUGUUGUGUUGUUUAUGUAUGUGGUUGGAUUUUGCAGGAUUAAAUAAUUUUUCAGGAAAAGUAUAUCAGUGCUGAAUUUAAUAUGCUUCAUUAAAUUAAAACUGACAGCUUAAGCUUUUUCCCAGUAGAAAUGAAGGCUGAUUUGUGACAAAAUAAUAAGGUAUUGUUAAUAUGUUUGCUGCUACUAUAUGAACUACUCAAGCUGGUCAAAUGUAUUGUAUGUUUGAAGAAGACUCCACAUUUUGAAUUAAUUCUUGAGUUUUCCUCGUCUAGCUCUGUAUUUAGUUUGUAUAAUUCACCAGUAUGUUUGUUUGUACAGUGGCAGAGUGGCAGAAUUUUCUUUUGCCAAGCUUUUUUUUUUCCUUGCUUAUUUUCCUUGUUUGUUUUAUCUUGUAUACAUAAUGAUGUGAAACUGAGCAAAAAAAAAAUAAUGGGCUAUUUAUCUUUUGGUAUCCUUUCAUUUUAAAUGAAACAAAAACACUCCAGCUAAAGAACACAGAAAUAAAGAAUGCUGUA